Molecule: messenger RNA, 715 nt
Organism: Etheostoma spectabile (orangethroat darter)
Lineage: Eukaryota; Metazoa; Chordata; Actinopteri; Perciformes; Percidae
Product: interferon alpha/beta receptor 2-like
Exons: 6
Coding region: 58-714 (218 amino acids)
Biological process (GO): cytokine-mediated signaling pathway
Cellular component (GO): plasma membrane
Molecular function (GO): protein binding; cytokine receptor activity
Source: RefSeq, a predicted model, not a curated record
CCUUUGGGUGUGUGUUUCCCUCCCUGCACCUUCCAACGUCUCCAUCUCCUCCUACACAUGGAGCACACACUCCGCUUCCUGCCUGGCCUCGACACUCCCUCUGACACCAACUUCACUGUUCAAACCUUCAGCCCCAGAAGGAACGUAUGGAGACCAGUGGCUGCUUGUUCGGAGCUGACGGCCGGUCAGCCGUGUAACCUAACACGAACGUUCAAGGACCCAUUCGUCCGCUACAGAGCCCGCGUCCAGGCCUUCAACGCCACCCAGACGUCCCCGUGGACCGUGUCUGGCCAGUUCCAGCCGCUGUCGGACACUGUUCUGGGACCUCCGGCCGUGUCGGUGUCCGGCUGUGGGAACUGUCUGCUCCUGCACAUAAGAGGUCCAACAUGGGGGCAGCUGAAAGACUUCUACAGAGAACUCAUCCUCCAUGUGCAAAGGACAAGGGAUGGUGUGCAGUUCACGCUGCGGGUGCCGUACCAGGAGGAGCACGUGAUCGCGUACCUGCAGCCGGGGGUGGAGUACUGCGUGAGCGUCUCCGUGAUAUCGCUCUACAACACCAACACUGUCCCCAGUCCGCCUUACUGCGCCUUCACCAGCCCUCCUCCGUCCAGGAGCUCCCUGUACGUGGUCUUCAGCCUGCUGGCGGCUUUCUGUGCCCUGGGCUUCCUCGUCAUUGGACUGGUCAUCUACGGCGCUCAGCAGAGCUUUGAAUGAC